GGGAGCGGAGCCGCCGAGCGGCGGAGCCGCCCAACCGACCUGGCCCCGCCCCUCCUCGUUCAUCUCCAAUUGACCAAUCACAGCUCCGCUUCUUUCUAGGCGCGUAGGCUAUUCUCCAGUCAGCGACUGCCGUCGUCUCUCGGGCAACAGCGUCCUAGAGACGCCGAAUGGGCAGCCCCUCUGAGACCCCGCGGCUUGGGGGUCCGCGCACGCGGGUGCCGGCCCAGCUAGGCGGAGAAUCGAGGAGGGGUCCCCGGGAUUUAAUGUGCAAAAUGGCGAUUAUACCGGACUGGCUUAGGUCGCAUCCUCACACACGAAAAUUUACACAUUCAAGACCCCAUUCUUCACCGUGUAGAGUAUAUUCAAGGAAUGGUUCCCCAAAUAAGUUCAGAUCUUCUUCAACCACAGCUGUUGCAAAUCCAACACUGUCCUCCUUAGAUGUUAAACGGAUUUUAUUUCAAAAAAUUGCCGACAGAGGGGAUGAGUUGCAAAAAGCCUUUCAGCUGCUGGAUACUGGUCAGAACUUGACUGUGUCAAAAAGUGAACUGAGAAGAAUCAUCACAGACUUCCUGACGCCGCUCACACGAGAACAGUUUCAGGACGUGUUGGCUCAGAUCCCCCUUAGCACCUCUGGUACUGUACCGUACCUUGCCUUUCUGUCCAGGUUUGGUGGAAUUGACCUAUAUAUAAAUGGUAUAAAGAGGGGAGGUGGGAAUGAAAUGAAUUGCUGCCGCACAUUAAGAGAACUUGAAAUCCAAGUGGGAGAAAAGGUUUUCAAAAACAUUAAGACUGUUAUGAAAGCCUUUAAGCUCAUUGAUGUUAACAAGACUGGACUGGUUCGACCGCAGGAGCUAAGAAGGGUUCUGGAGACCUUCUGUUUGAAGUUAAGAGACGAGGAAUACGAAAAGUUUUCGAAACACUACAACAUCCACAACGAUACUGCAGUAGAUUACAAUGUGUUUUUGAAGAAUCUCAGCAUAAAUAAUGACUUGAACCUUAGAUAUUGUAUGGGAAAUCAAGAGGUCUCAUUGGAGAAUCAACAAGCCAGAAAUUCCAAAAAGGAGCGUUUGCUCGGUUCUGCAUCAUCUGAAGAUAUCUGGAGAAACUACUCCUUGGAUGACAUUGAGAGGAACUUUUGUCUAGAAGUGAUUUCUUUUUUUACCUGGAUUCCUGAAGCUUUUUUUUUUUUUUUUUUUCUGUUGAUCCUUGAAAUUAACAAAGCAAAACGAAGCUAUAUCUUGGUAUGGAGCAUUUUGACAAAGUUUCCUGGAACACAGUGUGGUGUACAGAUUCAGUUCUUCCUUUAUUUCAGGAAAAUCAAUGUGGUGCUUUCGAAGUCCUAUGAAAAGAUUGAAAAGGCCCUCAGUGCAGGGGACCCCUGUAAAGGUGGCUACGUGUCUUUUAAUUAUCUAAAGAUUGUCCUCGACACCUUUAUAUACCAAAUACCAAGAAGAAUUUUUAUCCAGUUAAUGAAAAGAUUUGGACUUAAAGCCACCACUAAAAUCAAUUGGAAGCAAUUUCUAACAUCAUUUCAUGAGCCUCAGGGGUUGCAAGUUAGCAAUAAAGGUCCCCUGACAAAAAGAAAUAGCAUCAACUCUAGAAGUGAAUCUCGCAAGGAAAACAUCAUCACAAAGUUAUUUAGAUGCACUGAAGAUCGCUCUGCAUCACUGAAGAAAGCAUUACUGAUAAUCAACACUAAACCCGAUGGACCGAUAACGAGAGAAGAAUUUCGAUAUAUUCUAAAUUGUGUGGCUAUAAAACUAAGCGAUUCGGAAUUCAAAGAACUAAUGCAAAUUCUUGACCCUGGGGACACUGGAGUGGUCAACACCAGCAUGUUUAUUGAUCUGAUUGAAGAGAACUGUAGGAUGAGAAAGACAUCUCCCUGUACAGAUGCUAAGACACCCUUCCUCCUGGCCUGGGAUUCAGUGGAAGAAAUUGUUCAUGAUACAAUUGCUAGGAACCUACAAGCUUUUUAUAACAUGCUACGCUCAUAUGACCUUGGAGACACAGGGCUCAUUGGCCGAAAUAAUUUCAAGAAAAUCAUGCACAUCUUCUGCCCAUUUUUAACGAAUGCACAUUUCAUAAAACUCUGCAGUAAGAUUCAGGACAUUGGUUCAGGAAGAAUCCUUUACAAGAAACUGUUGGCAUGCAUAGGAAUUGAUGGCCCACCCACUGUCUCUCCAGUUCUUGUUCCAAAGGAUCAGCUGUUAAGUGAACAUUUACAAAAAGAUGAACAGCAGCAGCCAGAUCUUUCUGAGAGUUUUAGAACCAAGCCCACAGAGGAUAAAACCACCCUGACCAAGAAGAUGACCACAGAAGAAGUGAUUGAAAAAUUCAGAAAGUAUAUACAGCAGCAGGACCCGGCAUUCAAAAAACGAUUUCUUGACUUCAGCAAGGAGCCUAAUGGAAAAAUUAACGUGCAUGACUUUAGGAAGAUACUGGAAGACACUGGGAUGCCCAUGGACGAUGAUCAGUAUGCCCUGCUGACCACUAAAAUAGGCUUCGAGAAGGAAGGGAUGAGCUAUCUUGAUUUUGCGGCAGGAUUCGAAGAUCCUCCAAUGAGAGGGCUGGAAACCACUCCGCCACAGCCUCCAACUCCUUCAAAAAGUUAUGUGAACAGCCACUUAAUCACCGCAGAAGAAUGCCUGAAGCUUUUCCCCAGGAGGCUGAAGGAGUCAUUCCGGGACCCCUACUCUGCCUUCUUUAAAACAGAUGUUGACAGGGAUGGCAUAAUCAACAUGCACGACCUUCACAGACUGCUCCUGCACCUACUGCUUAAUCUCAAAGACGACGAGUUUGAGCGCUUCCUUGGCCUUCUUGGCUUGAGACUUAGUGUCACUUUAAAUUUUCGGGAAUUUCAAAAUUUGUGUGAGAAGAGACCAUGGAGAACAGAUGAAGCGCCUCAAAGACUCAUUAGACCAAAACAGAAGGUCGCGGAUUCAGAACUAGCUUGUGAACAGGCUCAUCAGUAUCUUGUUACCAAAGCAAAAAACAGAUGGUCAGACUUGUCUAAGAAUUUUCUAGAAACCGAUAAUGAGGGCAAUGGCAUUCUUCGACGCCGGGACAUAAAGAACGCACUGUAUGGUUUUGAUAUUCCCCUCACACCAAGAGAGUUUGAAAAGCUUUGGGCAAGAUACGACACCGAGGGAAAAGGGCACAUUACUUACCAGGAAUUUUUACAGAAAUUGGGUAUUAACUAUUCACCUGCUGUCCAUCAGCCCUGUGCGGAGGAUUAUUUCAACUUCAUGGGUCAUUUUACAAAGCCACAGCAGCUACAGGAAGAGAUGAAGGAGCUGCAGCAGAGCACAGAGAAGGCCGUGGCAGCCAGGGAUAAGCUUAUGGACCGCCAUCAAGAUAUCAGCAAAGCAUUCACCAAAAUUGAUAAAUCCAAAACCAACUACAUAUCCAUAUGCAAGAUGCAGAAAGUGUUGGAAGAAUGUGGCUGUUCUCUUACAGAAGGGGAGCUGACCCAUCUGCUAAACAGUUGGGGAGUCAGCCGGCAUGAGAAUGCUAUCAAUUACCUCGACUUCCUGAGAGCAGUGGAGAACAGCAAGUCAACAGGAGCUCAGCCCAAGGAAAAAGAAGAGAGCAUGCCAAUCAGUUUUGCAACGCUGAAUCCACAGGAGGUUGUGAGGAAGAUCCAGGAAGUAGUUGAGUCCUCCCAGCUGGCUUUGUCCACGGCAUUUUCUGCAUUGGAUAAAGAGGAUACAGGAUUUGUAAAGGCUACAGAAUUCGGACAAGUUCUUAAGGAUUUCUGUUACAAACUAAUGGACAAUCAGUAUCAUUAUUUUUUGAGGAAACUAAGAAUUCAUCUAACCCCCUAUAUAAACUGGAAAUAUUUUCUCCAGAACUUUAGCUGUUUCCUUGAGGAGACAGCUGAUGAGUGGGCUGAGAAAAUGCCCAAAGGCCCACCGCCUACCUCUCCCAAGGCCAUGGCCGACAGAGACAUCCUGGCUCGCCUCCACAAAGCAGUGACUUCCCAUUACCAUGCCAUCACCCAGGAGUUUGAGAAUUUUGACACCAUGAAAACCAACACCAUCUCCAGAGAGGAGUUUAGGGCCAUUUGUAAUCGCCACGUCCAAAUCCUGACGGAUGAACAGUUUGACAGACUCUGGAACGAGAUGCCAGUCAAUGCCAAGGGGAGGCUGAAAUACCCGGACUUCCUGAACAGGUUCAGUUCCGAGACAGCAGCCACACCAAUGGCCACUGGUGACUCGGCCGCGGCCCAGAGAGGGAGCAGUGUCCCCGACGUCUCAGAAGGCACCAGAUCUGCCCUCUCAUUGCCCACUCAGGAGCUGAGACCAGGGUCAAAGUCGCAGAGUCACCCCUGUACUCCAGCGAGCACCACCGAGAUCCCGGGUACUCCGCCCUUGCAGAACUGUGAUCCCAUAGAGAGCAGGCUCCGGAAGAGAAUCCAGGGCUGCUGGCGCCAGCUCCUGAAAGAAUGCAAGGAGAAGGAUGUGGCGAGACAGGGGGACAUCAACGCCUCCGAUUUCCUGGCUCUUGUGGAGAAAUUCAACCUGGACAUAAGCAAAGAGGAAUGUCAGCAGCUCAUUAUAAAAUAUGACUUAAAGAACAAUGGGAAAUUUGCAUACUGUGACUUCAUUCAGAGCUGUGUCCUCCUGCUAAAAGCAAAGGAAAGCUCACUGAUGCACAGGAUGAAGAUCCAGAAUGCACACAAAAUGAAAGAAGCUGGCGCUGAGACGUCAUCUUUUUACUCUGCUCUGCUGCGUAUUCAGCCCAAAAUUGUGCACUGCUGGAGGCCAAUGCGGCGCACGUUCAAAAGCUAUGAUGAGGCUGGAACGGGGCUGCUAAGCAUCGCAGAUUUCAGGACGGUCCUGAGACAGUACAGCAUCAACCUCUCUGAGGAAGAGUUCUUCCAUAUUCUGGAGUAUUACGAUAAGACACUGUCUUCAAAAAUCUCCUACAACGACUUCCUCCGGGCGUUCCUCCAGUAGACACCCCUGCCGUGCGCCCAGCGGGACGACAGCCACAGGGCCUGUUUCAAGACUAAUAAAAUCCUAUAAUUUGGGGGUUUCAUGAAUUUUCAAAAAAGCAAAACCCAAGCCCAAGCCCAGCCCGCCUCUCUCUGGGUCGGGGGUAGUAGGCACGGCUGCCCUGGGUUCUGGCACAGGAUGCUUGCGCUCCAGGCGCCAGGUGCUACCACUAUGUCUUGGGCACCCUCACUUGUUAGUCUGAACAAAUAAAAUAGUCUUUGCAAGAA
Molecule: messenger RNA, 5224 nt
Organism: Pongo pygmaeus (Bornean orangutan)
Lineage: Eukaryota; Metazoa; Chordata; Mammalia; Primates; Hominidae
Gene: EFCAB6
Product: EF-hand calcium binding domain 6
Exons: 32
Coding region: 168-4958 (1596 amino acids)
Cellular component (GO): nucleoplasm
Molecular function (GO): calcium ion binding
Source: RefSeq, a predicted model, not a curated record